UUCCUGAUAGGCGGCUCCAGCACAGCUCGCACUGCGUAAAUUAGGAGGCUAUAUGGCACGAAGCUUUGUUUCCCAUAAAUGGGGACAGGGGGCCUCUGGGCAUGAUCAGAGAGCCUCUCCCUGCAAGGACCACUCUGGGUUUAUUGAAAGGACCCGAAGAAGAAGGAGCGCCUCUGAACCUACUCACGACCAUUCGUCAUCAUUCCCACCACCCACGUACCAUGAAGUGCUGGUCCCGAUACGGGCCCAUCUCGCAGUACGAGUCAGUGUUGAGCCCGCUCAGGGUGGCAUUCAGAAUCCCCGACAUCUUCGGCAGACUGAUGACGUCUCUACGCCUUUACCACCCGUCAGACGUACUCCGACAGAGCCAAUUGGCUCUAUCACCUGUCACUCGUGGCAAGACCGUCCCCCUUGCACAGGCAGAAACGCGGCGGCCUCGUUGAAGUCUCUUGUAAACGUCACGCCCAAGAACAAUCAAUCAUCGGGCGGUCUGCGGCAGAGGGGGCGGGCAGCCUUGCCGUGGAGAAUGCUGGGGAUUGUAGUUUUCCCCCUAACUGGUCCUCUACAGCUCUUGUCUGAUCCUCCAAUCACGUCGCCUGAAACGAAUACGAAUGCCCACUUUACGCCGCGCGGCGAAAGGGGAAAGCGGGGUGUAAUUUGGGCGGGAAAGUUUGGUGCCGAGAAGACUCCCUCACAAUUUCCUUCAGAGCGUCUGUUUGUUUUUGCUUCUCAGGCGGCCAGGCGCGGUAUCUCUGUGUCUGUGCCAGCUCCCAUCUGAGCCCGUUUUAAUUUGUUUUUUUAAAAUAUUUAGUUUUUAACUACUCUAUACCUGACUUCAAAAACAACAUAAAACGGCUUAAAUGAAAUGAAAUUUAAAACGUGUGGGAGAAGGACCUGUAAAACAAUGUCUAAAAACGAAUCCAUCAAGCAUUAAAAUCUCAGCAUAAAACCAUUUCAGUCAGCAAACAAUAGGUAUAGGAAUUUCAGCAAGGUUUCCCUAAAAGUUUCUAAAAACAUGCUUGGUGCGCACGUCUUGAUGAAGCACAUCCUUGGAGACACUCCUGCUUCUUAGAUUCCUUUUUUAAAACCCACAUUUUAUUUUAUGUAUUAAAAUGAUUGUAUUUCUUUUGGCCCUACUUGGAGACUUAGAGGAAGCUUCAAUCACAGAUUAAAGCAAAAUACAAAAUUGGCUCUGUUCAGAGGGAAAAGACUGCACGUGCACAGAGGCACCCCACGGUCCUUCUCCAGGGAGCCAGUUUGGUCUACUAUUUGCUGUGCUGACUAGGACUAGGGAGAUUUGGAUGAAAAACGUCCCUGUUCAACUAUAAAGCUCACUGAGAAGAGCACUGAUGGCAUUUGGAUUAUUUUGGGCCAGUCAACAUCAUUCAACUUAAUUUUCUUCAGGGAUGUGAGAAUGGGCCAUUUUUCUACAUUGUGGAAAUGGAGGGGAGAAAGCCCUUUAUGGAAAUAAAAGAGCUAAUUCAAGAACUGAUUAAAAGAGAGACCUCAUCUGAUGUAGCAGAGGUCACUGAGAAGCUGUUCAGUGUGACAGAAAAUGUGAAUGAAGAAAGUGGAAAUGAGAGUCAGAAGGCUCAGGUUGAAGAAAGUGCAGUCACUUUAUGGAACUGGACCGUGGCAAGAAAAAUAGGCCCCAUUAUCAGUGAUAUGCAAAAAGUUAAGUUGCGCCAUGUUGCCUGCAGACUGAUGAUGUUUUGUGAAGUAAACAAUUCUCCUGAGGAUAUUGUGCGGAGGCAAAUUCUGAUGACCAUGAAGACUGGGAAAGGCUGGGUGGAUGUUGGAAAACCUGCUCUUGCCAAUGAACUUCUUGAGAUUGCCAUGAAUAAUCUGGAGAAACUCUAUGCUCAGCUAACAAAGAGGUGUACCAGCGAGGCUGAUAUGUGUAUACAGAAAGCUGAUGUAGAAAAGGAUAUAUUCAAAGUUCUCUCUUAUCAGGCUGAAACUGCAAUUGCUCAAGGGGAUUUUCAGAAAGCAGCCACAUGUGUUCAGCGGUGCAAAGACAUCCUGAUGAGGGUGCCCAAAGAGGCCUGUUACCUUUCCCUACUGUGCUAUAACUUUGGUGUGGAAACAUAUGAACUGAAGAGAUAUGAGGAGAGCUCUUUUUGGCUCAGCCAGAGUUAUGAAGUUGGAAAGAUGGAUAAGAAAUAUUCAACUGGACAAGAAAUGCAGGCCAAAGUGCUGCGGUUAUUAGCUACUGUCUAUUUGGAGUGGGACUACAAACAGUAUCAAGACAAAGCCCUCAGGGCUAUUACCAUGGCUAAUGAGGAGAAUUUGCAUCCAGCUGGUUAUUUCUUGAAAAUUAAAAUUCUCCUGAAAGGUGGUGUAUUAGAUGAAGAUGUUGGUACAGCUGUUGCUGAACUCCUGCAUCAUGAGUUUCCUCUGGAUAUUUACCUGAAUACAGCAAAACUGCUUCUGGAGCAUGAGAGGGAGGCCAUUGGGUUUGGCUUUCUGAAGUCAGUUGCUCAGCUGUUUGAAGGAUCCCCAGAUGUCAGCAAAGUCAUUUUUCUUCAUAUUGAACUCCUGUUCCAGACAAAGAAGGAACUGCUUGCCAAGAAAAUGGUUGAAGAUAUUAUUGCAGGACACAGCACAGGAAAGCAGCUGCCUCCUGAAAUACUAAACCGCUUGCACCUCGUUCUGUGGGAUACAGCUGCUAAGAACUAUGAGGAAAAACAUUAUUCUGAAGCCCUUCAGUGGUACAACUGCUCCCUCAGCUUCUACUCACCUGGACAGAUAGACCAGAACCUGGCCAAGCUGCACAGGAAUAUGGCUUCUUGCUUUCUUCACCUGAAAGAGCCUGGCAAGGCUAAUGAGGCAGUGAAGGAAGCAGAGAGGUGUGACCCAAACAGCAUCUUCACUCAGUUUUAUGUGUAUAAAAUUGCAGUCUUAGAGAACAAUACCCAAAAAGCUUUGGAAGCAAUUGUUGCAAUGGAGAAGUCAGCAGCACAGCCAGCCCAUCACAAAGACAAGUUAUUGAUGGAUGGAUCUAUGGUUAAUGACCUCCUGAGCCUAGCAGCCCAGUUUGCUUUGGAGAAUGAUCAACAGUGUGUAGCUAUUAAGGCCUUGGGAUAUUUAUCUCAGCACUUGCAAGAUUGCCAACAAGCAAUGACAGCUUUAAAAUGUUUGAUUCGACUUGUAUUGUCCAAAGUUGCAGUAAAAUCUGAAGAGAUAAUUGUAGAUAUGGAGACCCUUCUAACAUACCUGACUGCAGCUCACCACAGACUUGAUGGACUAUCCAGAAUGGAGAAUGGGAUACUGGAAAUGAGAGUCAGUGAAGCUCAGUGGUUCAGGAAGAUAGCUUGGAACCUGGCUGUCCAGUGUGAGAGCUGCCCAAGACUGAUGAGAGAUUUCUUUGUAAUGUCAUUCAAGUUGUCUCAGUUUUGUCCUCCCAAUAAAGCUAUCCUGCUUGCCCAGAGAACAUGCCUGCUCAUGGCUGCUGCAGUUGAUCUGGAGAUAGGACGGAGCAGUUUGACACCAUCUGACCAGACUGAAUUGCUGACUCAGGCCCUUGAACACAUCCAAUCAUGCUGGGAGAUCUGGAAAGUUCUGAAGCAAACAGGUGAUUUCCCCAAAGACCCAACAGACACAAUACUGCUGCUUUAUGAAUUUGAAGCCAGAGCUAAGCUGAAUGACCCAGCAGUGGGCAGCUUGCUGGACCAUGUGUUGGAGCUGCCAGAAGUGGAGAUUAAGACUUUGGAAACAAUUGCAUCAUUGACCAUGGAGUCACCAGCUCACUAUCCCUCACUGUGCAAGAGGGCUCUCAAAAUGGCUUUGACUCUUCUUAGGAAACAUGAGACUAUUGAUAUACUCGCAUUGAGCAAAUGUCUACACAGCUUGAUUCACCUUUCUCUGCCAUCCGGCGUGAUUGAGGCAGAUGUUUUUGCACUGGAGGAGGCAUGGGGCUAUUUUGAAGAUGCUCUGAGCAUUUUGGGCAGCACGAUGCUGCAGGCCAGCUAUCCAGAGGUGGAGAUACUCUGGCUCAUGACUAGAGCUUGGAACACAGGAAUAUACCACUACUGUGCUAGCAGAUAUAAGGAAGCAGAGCAAUGGUGUGGCUUAGGAAUGCACUUCCUAGGUCACCUGGGAACUUUGAAAAGCAGCUAUGAGAGCCAGGUAUGGAAAGAUGAAUGAAGAACUUAACUGUGGCUC
Messenger RNA from Rhineura floridana, 4164 nucleotides. RefSeq names its product testis expressed 11 (gene TEX11). The coding region runs from base 1441 to 4146 and encodes 901 amino acids. NCBI's taxonomy places the organism in Eukaryota, Metazoa, Chordata, Lepidosauria, Squamata, Rhineuridae. Gene Ontology annotation, biological process: reciprocal meiotic recombination; male meiosis chromosome segregation; synaptonemal complex assembly. The transcript has 29 exons. The record is from RefSeq and is a predicted model, not a curated record. Gene Ontology annotation, molecular function: protein binding. Gene Ontology annotation, cellular component: central element.